AAACAGGAAUGCUAUAACAUGGAACAAACUCGUAAGGCUUUUGUGAUGUGUGUGAAGACAGGCAGACCAGGGGCCGAGCAGGAUAUAAAUAUGAUAAGAAAUUGGCUUGAAGAGUGCAAGUUUGAAUGUAUAUCAUGCAUUGAUCCUGAUGAAAAGGAGUUAAUGGAGAAAUUAACAGAGUUUCGAGAUGGACUAAAUGGAAUAAAAGAUGAUGUUAGCUGCUGCCUUGUUACUCUCAUGGCCCAUGGAGGAAAAGGCUUUAUCAACACAGUAUUCGAUGAAAGAGUCAACUUAACAGACAUAUUUGAAAUGUUCAACAAUGAAAACUGUCCAGCCCUUCAAGAGAAACCAAAACUCUUUGUAAUCCAGGCUUGUAGAGGAGAAAGAAGAGAUAGUGGUGUUAUUCAAGCUGAUAAUCUAUCAACGAAACAGGAUAGUUCAAAGAAAAAGCGACUUCCCACAUCCAGUGAUUACUAUAUCAUCUAUCCCACCCAAGAAGAUCACAUCUCUUUACGCCACUCAAUGAAUGGUUCUGUGAUGAUUCAAGCGAUAGAUGAAGUCUUUCGGAAACAUGGCAAGAAGUUGCAUAUUGUGGAUUUUUUUACUCAAGUGAACAACAGAGUGGCGCACGCAGACUUUAACAUGGGUAGGAAUCCUGUCAAAGUAGUACUGGUCACAGAGUCCACUCUCACCAAAGCUGUGUAUUUUUGACACCUGGAGGCAGAGGUGGAGGGUUUUAAUUACAGAACAACUUGUUCAUGCAUUAGCAUUGUGCUAUUCACUGUAUAAAACACUGGCUCUUACAUAUAUUGGUUGGAAUCUGCUGUGGAGUUUUCUAGGACUGUACAAAUCCUAGAAUGUAGAUAGGAGUAAGAACAGACGUGAACUAUAGACAGAGGCCUCAUCUUAAGAGUUCUUUCUGUGAAAAGAUGAAUUUCUCUAAUUUUUAAAUGUAUUUCAUGUUUCUAAGAUGUUUUAAAAGUGGUUUAUUUACUACUUGAACUUAAAAAAAAGUGAAAUCUGUCAAGACAUUUAGAGGCACUCUGUUUUCCAGAGGUAAGGCCCGGCAAGCAGGCUGUGCCCUGAGCUUGGCACAACAACAAUCUUUUGCACUCACGGUCUGGAUGAUCUCGCCCUCUGGCAAAAUGCAUUGCUUUGAUCAGCACCAGGUGUUCUCUGAGGGAUUUAUGAUUUUCAUAUUAAUUGAUAACUAUUUAGAUUUGUUGGAGCUUUCCUAUUUCCCAAGGACCUGAGAGCCAGAAGCAGCUAACGUGCUAGAGCAGAAAGCAGUCAAUCCCAUCUCUUGACACUCUGGCCAGUCCCUGCACUUGUAAUUGCUAAGCGAACUGAACCAGAUGCUGCACUCCUGUUCCUGCCGUGCUAACUCUGAUUCUGUACCCUGCAAAAUAAUCACAAGCUUCAAAGACCCUGAGGAGCUUAGAGACUAUUCCCACAGGACCCAAGAACUCUUGUGAUGGUCCAAAGAUGCCUGCACGUGAGGGAUUGCCGGGGGAAUUGUUUACUCAAGACCUAAGAAUGAUUGUGUUGGGUCCUGCCUUUUUGUGGGUUUCAUGCUUAAAAACCCUACCCCUGCCACAAAUCACAAGCUCUCCUUCUCAGGAGGUCUUUGGUUUGCAAACCUGUUUUCCUCACUCUGAAAUUAAACUUUUGUUUGACUCCUGA
Messenger RNA from Vombatus ursinus (common wombat), 1683 nucleotides. Its product is annotated as caspase-14-like. The annotation marks the transcript as partial. Gene Ontology annotation, biological process: proteolysis. NCBI's taxonomy places the organism in Eukaryota, Metazoa, Chordata, Mammalia, Diprotodontia, Vombatidae. Gene Ontology annotation, molecular function: cysteine-type endopeptidase activity. The transcript is spliced from 5 exons. The record is from RefSeq and is a predicted model, not a curated record.